AUGGAGACGCCGGCUCUUCUCGCCUCGUUUGUGCUUCUUUUAUCUGGGCUCUCUGAUAGUAUGUCUAGCUCCGCUGUCCAUCCAGCCAUGCACACAGUCGCACCACUCCCUCGCGACGCGUCGGUUCUCGAUAGGCUCCUGUACGCGCUUCUACGGACGUUCCUUACGGGCCCAAACAUUGCUGCAGCCAUCAGACGCGUCAAUACAAUUCUUUCUGCCGGCAAUCCCACGGAUUCUGCGCCAACUGCAUCUCUACGGCUUUCAGACCUUGACUCACCUGAGUUGCUGCAUUCUAGCACCAGAUUCUGGUCUCUGCGUGUGGAUGAUUGCUUGUUUGAAAACAUAUCUCUCAGAGCUGCGUCUCCUGAUGUGCGAUUGGAGCCAGGUCAGUCCAUAAUAUUAGCCAAUAUUUACAUUACGGGUCUCGUCACUGUUACCCUUUCACUCCAGCUUGAAGUUGGUGGAACCACUUUUGAUUUAAAAGCCGUAAUUCUUUUCAGAUCCUUCCAAGGACGCGCAGAGAUCACGCUGGGUACUCUUGUCGACGAUAUCUUUUAUUCUCAUGGCCCAGCAGGGCCCAUUGAUGCGUCCUUAUAUGAUGUUGCGGAAACAGAGGAGUACUCUUAUCUUAAGGAGCUGCUGCCUUGUGUGGCAGCUCCUACCUGCGAACUCUUCCUCCAAGCAUUUGAACAACCAGAUUUAGACGUUACCUUGAUUCUUGACCCAAACCAUCCUGUGCUAGCUGUGGCUGCACGGGCACUUUUCGUCAAACGAGCCGCUGAGCUUUUUAUUCGAUGGAGCUUGCGCCGCCUGCUCCACUCCUUUAAGAUGCACUUAAAUAACUAA
Messenger RNA from Giardia duodenalis, 846 nucleotides. RefSeq lists its product as uncharacterized. The transcript has a single exon. NCBI's taxonomy places the organism in Eukaryota, Fornicata, Diplomonadida, Hexamitidae. Bases 1 to 846 code for a protein of 281 amino acids. The record is from RefSeq and is a predicted model, not a curated record.